This is a messenger RNA of Musca vetustissima, 2672 nucleotides long. RefSeq names its product neprilysin-1 (gene Nep1). The transcript is spliced from 10 exons. Gene Ontology annotation, molecular function: metalloendopeptidase activity. The record is from RefSeq and is a predicted model, not a curated record. Gene Ontology annotation, cellular component: plasma membrane. Gene Ontology annotation, biological process: protein processing. The coding region runs from base 3 to 2672 and encodes 889 amino acids. NCBI's taxonomy places the organism in Eukaryota, Metazoa, Arthropoda, Insecta, Diptera, Muscidae.
GAAUGAUGCCAGCGGAAAACAAUAAACUCAUAAACAAUGGUUAUCUCCGAACACCGUACGUCAUGAAAAACAAUGGCCAUGGCAGCGGUCCUGUGAAUCGUAUUACCGCCAUCGAUGUGGACGAUGAUGAGGAGGCCGCGUCGCGCUUUCCCAACGACGACACCACAGCAUCACAUCAUUCCAUCACACAGAAGGAUGACAACAAUGCCUCCGCCAUUUCCCCGUUACUGGCCGGUGCCGAAACUAAUUCCGAUUUGUGCGGAAGCGAUGCCAAGCCGCAAUGUGCCAAUAAUGUGGGUCACAUCAAGCAUCCGACUGUGGUGUUUCUGGGCGGCGAUAGUGGCGGCAGUCGCACCGCGUUACAGUGCAAUGUGCCCAUGUCGUAUGCCAGCGCCAAUCACACCCAUCCGCCGCCACAACACCACUCGCCGCAAAGCGAUCUCUUGCUGAAAGAGUCAUCGUUGAGGUGUCGACUUUUGGUUUUGGCUGUGGCCUUGACUGUUUUGGGUGCUGCCAUCGGAGCAAUGGCCAUAUAUUUUGCUGGUAGUUAUCGCUGUCAACAACCGACCACAAGCCAUAACCUAGAUAAUAAUCAAAACUUCAACAAUAUCACAGAAUUCAUAUCAGAUAAAGAUGACAUCUGUUUGACAGAAGAAUGUGUGAGAACGGCGGCCUACUUACUAUCAGCCAUGGAUACCAGUGCGAAUCCAUGUGAGAAUUUUUUUCAAUAUGCCUGCGGAACAUGGAAUAAAAUUCAUAUAAUACCAGAAGAUCGAAGUUCUAUAAGCACUUUUGAGGUUCUGGCAGAUCAACAACAGGUCAUACUCAAAGGAGUUCUCGAAGAACCCAUUAAUGCUCUGGAUAAUCAAGCAACGAUAAAAGCAAAAAUGUUCUACAAUAGCUGUAUCGAUAUACCCCAAAUACGCAAAGUGGGUACAGAACGUUUAAAAAAUGUUCUCAAAUCACUGGGCGGCUGGCCGGUAAUAGAACCCAAUUGGUCACCCCCCAACAUUAGUAUAGAAGAAUUGAUUGGUACAUUGCGCGGCGCCUAUGGUGAACCUGUCCUAAUUGAAUUGUAUGUUGGGGCAGAUGAUAAAAAUUCCUCCAUACACAUAUUACAAAUAGAUCAAUUCCCCCUGGCAUUACCCUCCCGAGAUUAUUAUCUGAAGGCAAGUAGUGAAAACGAUUUGAAAGCCUAUCAUAAAUAUAUGACCCAAACGGCCAUAUUAAUGGGUGCCAAUGCCACAACGGCCAAGGAGGAACUAAACGAUGUCUUACAACUAGAGGUCCAGCUGGUUAAUGCCACUCUACCGGAGGCGGAUCGUCAUGAUACCAGUGCCAUAUAUCGUAAAAUCACCCUACCCGAAUUACAAGCUGAGGUGCCACAACUAAAUUGGACAUUGUUUCUGCAAACCGCUUUGGGUAAUAAUGUCCAGCUGAGACCGGAUGAACAGCUAGUUAGCUAUGCCAUGCCAUAUCUAAUUGAAAUGGGUAAAAUUCUCGUAAAGACCGAUACCCGAACUUUGCACAAUUAUGUUAUGUGGCGUCUGGUUAUGUCCAUAAUGAAUCACAUGAUCGAUGAUUAUCAAAAGGAGAGGGUGGAGUUUCGAAAAAUCCUAUUGGGUAUACAAACAGAAAGGGUACGAUGGUCUCAGUGUGUCGAUUGGACCAAUAAGAAAUUGGGUAUGGCCGUGGGGGCGCUGUUUAUUCGUGACAAUUUCAAUCAAAAUAGUAAAGAUACAGCCUUGGAAAUGAUCCAUACAAUCCGAGAGGCGUUCAACGAGCUGUUGGCCGAAAAUCAUUGGAUGGAUGAUGAAACACGGGCGGUGGCCAAAGAGAAGGCGGAUACAAUGAAUGAACGAAUUGGUUAUCCGGAAAUACUAACCGAUGCCAAGGAAUUGGAAAAGGAAUUUGUAAAUCUGACCAUAGCUCCUGACAACUUUAUGGAUAAUGUUUUAAGUAUCUUGAAAUGGGAAUCCGAAAAGAAUAUGCAACUCCUACGACAGCCUGUGGACAAGGAAAAAUGGACCACCGAACCAGCCGUGGUGAAUGCCUUCUACAAUCCCAAUAAAAAUGAUAUUGUUUUCCCUGCUGGUAUUUUACAACCUCUAUUUUACAGUCAGCACUUCCCCAAAUCACUAAAUUAUGGUGGUAUUGGUGUGGUCAUAGGACAUGAAAUAACGCAUGGCUUCGAUGAUAAGGGACGUCAAUUUGACAAGGAUGGAAACAUGAUGCAGUGGUGGAACAAUGCGACAAUUGAAGCUUUUCGUGAACGCACCCAAUGUAUAAUUGAUCAAUAUUCCAAAUAUAAAAUCGAUGAGGUUGGGAUGUACAUGAAUGGUCGGAUGACGCAAGGUGAAAAUAUUGCGGAUAAUGGUGGUUUGAAACAGGCAUUUAGGGCCUAUAAAAAAUGGGUACAACGUCAUGGUCCGGAACAACGAUUGCCCGGUCUAAAUCUAACACAUGACCAAUUGUUCUUUUUAAAUUAUGCUCAAAUAUGGUGUGGAUCGAUGCGUCCCGAAGAUGCGCUAACAAAAAUACGUUCCUCUGUACAUUCGCCGGGUUCAAUACGUGUAUUGGGUCCGCUAUCAAAUUCCAAAGACUUUGCUGAAGCGUAUCAAUGUGAGCUGGGUUCACCAAUGAAUCCCGUGGAAAAGUGUAGUGUAUGGUGA